AUGGGACAAAAUAAUUCUACACCUAACAAUAUAAAUGACUCGACCACUAUAAACAUUAAAAGAAGAAGAAGAGUUAAAGAAAACAAAAAUGCAUCUAAACCUCCUAUUGUAUAUCCUCUUAUGAAAUGUAAAUUAAGAGACCUUAAAUUACAGAAGCAAUUGUCUUAUCUUCAAUUAGAAGAUAACUUGUUAAAUUUAGCAGAAGUUAAACCUUCCGAAUUUGGAUCACAAAAAAUGCUUGUAGAUCAAAUUAGAGGAAAUCCUCUAAGUAUUGGUACACUUGAAGAAUUUGUAGAUGAUAAUCAUGCCAUUGUAAGUACAGGGUUAAAUCCAGAGUAUUAUGUGUCUAUCUAUUCAUUUGUAGAUAAAGAUUUAUUAGAACCUGGUUGUACUGUCUUAUUAAAUUACAAAGAUAAUAGUGUUGUAGGUGUUUUAGAAGCAGAAACAGAUCCUAUGGUUAGUGUUAUGAAACUAGAAAAGGCACCCACUGAGACAUAUGCAGAUAUUGGAGGACUAGAGGCACAAAUACAAGAAAUCAAAGAAAGUGUUGAAUUUCCACUUACUAAUCCAGAAAUAUAUUUAGAGAUGGGGAUAAAACCUCCUAAAGGUGUUAUAUUGUACGGAUUACCAGGGACUGGUAAGACGCUUUUAGCUAAAGCUGUGGCAAAUCAAACAUCUGCUACAUUUUUACGAAUUGUAGGAUCUGAAUUGAUACAAAAAUAUCUUGGGGAUGGCCCCAAGCUAGUCAGAGAACUUUUUAAGGUUGCAGAGAUGCAUGCUCCUAGUAUUAUUUUUAUUGAUGAGAUAGAUGCGAUAGGUAGAAAAAGAUAUGAUUCAUCUUCUGGAGCACAGCGUGAGAUUCAAAGGACUAUGUUAGAAUUGUUAAAUCAGUUAGAUGGAUUUGAUACAAGAGAUGAUAUUAAAGUGAUUAUGGCUACUAAUAAAAUUGAAGUGUUAGAUCCUGCACUUAUCCGACCAGGCAGAAUUGACAGAAAAAUAGAAUUUGGGAUGCCUGAUGCAGCUACAAAAAAGAAGAUAUUUAGUAUUCACACGAGUAAAAUGACUUUAGAUAAAAAUGUUAAUUUAGAUGAAUUAGUGACUAGUAAAGAGGAUCUUAAUGGUGCCGAUAUAAAGGCUAUUUGUACAGAGGCAGGUAUGAUAGCAUUAAGAGAGAGAAGGAAACAUGUAUGUAAAGAAGAUUUUGUAAAGGCAAGAGAGAAAGUAUUUUAUACCAAGCAGAACAGCCUUCCUACUGGAUUGUAUUCGUAA
This is a messenger RNA of Vairimorpha ceranae, 1269 nucleotides long. Its product is annotated as 26s proteasome regulatory subunit 4. NCBI's taxonomy places the organism in Eukaryota, Fungi, Microsporidia, Nosematidae. Gene Ontology annotation, cellular component: proteasome regulatory particle, base subcomplex. The transcript has a single exon. Gene Ontology annotation, molecular function: proteasome-activating activity; ATP binding; ATP hydrolysis activity. The coding region runs from base 1 to 1269 and encodes 422 amino acids. The record is from RefSeq and is a predicted model, not a curated record. Gene Ontology annotation, biological process: proteasome-mediated ubiquitin-dependent protein catabolic process.